AUGGCCCCCCGAUUUUGGACUGCGCUUUGGGCGCUUACUGUCGGUCAGGCUGUGAUCGCUGCGCCACAGAUCGCCUUGGCACCUCGCGCAACGGGUAGUCUGGAUACCUGGUUGGCAGCUGAGACAACAGUCGCCAGACAAGGUAUCCUGAACAACAUCGGUUCAGCUGGCGCGUAUUCCGCGAGCGCCAAGCCGGGAAUUGUGAUCGCCAGUCCGAGUACCUCCAGUCCGGAUUAUUACUAUACUUGGACUCGCGACUCGGCUCUGGUGUUCAAGACCUUGGUGGAUUUGUUUAAGAAUGGUGACACUGCGCUCCUUGAUGUGAUCGAAGAAUAUAUUAGCGCACAGGCCUAUAUUCAAACCGUCUCCAACCCUUCCGGUGGCCUAUCCAGUGGUGGAUUGGGCGAACCCAAGUUCAACGUUGAUGAGACUGCUUUCACUGGCUCUUGGGGACGCCCACAGCGUGAUGGGCCGGCUCUGCGUGCAACCGCCCUGAUAUCAUUUGGAGAAUGGCUGAUUGACAAUGGAUACACUACCUAUGCGACCAGCAUUGUUUGGCCAAUCGUACGCAACGAUCUCUCUUACGUUGCUCAGUACUGGAAUCAAACUGGAUAUGAUCUCUGGGAAGAAGUCUCCGGCUCCUCUUUCUUCACCAUUGCGGCUCAGCAUCGUGCCUUGGUUGAAGGUAGCACUUUUGCUAGUAAAGUUGGUGCCUCGUGUUCAUACUGCGAUUCUCAGGCGCCCCAGGUGCUGUGCUUCUUGCAAUCUUUCUGGACUGGCUCUUACACAUUGGCCAACUUUGGCGGUGGCCGCUCUGGUAAAGAUGCAAACACCCUCCUUGGAAGUAUUCACACAUUUGACCCCGAAGCUGGUUGCGAUGACACUACAUUCCAACCUUGCUCAGCCCGAGCCUUGGCGAACCACAAGGCAGUGACCGACUCUUUCCGGUCGGUAUACACCAUCAACUCUGGUAUUGCUGCGGGUAAGGCUGUCUCUGUUGGCCGUUACUCCGAGGAUUCUUACUACAAUGGAAACCCUUGGUAUUUGUGUACUCUUGCUGCAGCUGAGCAGCUGUACGACGCUCUCUACACUUGGAACCGGAUUGGCUCAUUGACUAUCACUUCUGUCUCCUUGAGCUUUUUCACGGAUUUGUAUAGUUCCGCCGCUGUUGGCACUUACUCCUCAUCUAGCGCUGCAUACUCUUCGAUCGUUAGUGCGGUUAAGACCUAUGCCGACGGCUACGUCAGCAUUGUGGAAAGCUAUGCCUUGACGAAUGGCUCCAUGUCCGAGCAAUUUUCCAAGUCGGAUGGCUCUCAACUCUCGGCCCGUGACUUGACUUGGUCAUACGCAGCUUUGCUCACUGCGAACGAGCGCCGAAAUGGGGUCGUCCCCGCACCAUGGGGCGAGACAGCUGCCAGCAGUGUCCCGGCUCAGUGCAGUUCCACCUCUGCUACUGGAACCUUCAGCACUGCUACCAACACCGCCUGGCCAUCGACUCUGACAAGCGGAACGGGGAGCGGAACCACCACAACCGGCACCGGAACUACCACAAAGGCAACUACCACCACAUCUACCAAGACCACUUCGACUACUACUUCAUGCUCCACCCCCACUGCGGUGGCAGUGACAUUUGAUGUGAUUGCUACGACUGUUUAUGGCGAAAACAUCAAGCUCGCUGGAUCCAUCUCCCAGCUUGGCUCAUGGGAUACUAGCAGCGCUAUCGCUCUCAGUGCUUCCUCUUAUACUACCAGCAACCAUUUGUGGUAUGUGACGGUGACACUUCCCGCUGGCUCUACCUUCACCUAUAAGUAUAUUCGGGUUGAGAGUGACGGGUCAAUUCAGUGGGAGAGUGAUCCGAACCUGUCAUACACAGUUCCUCAAACCUGUGGUACUUCGGCUGUCACGAUCAGCGAUACUUGGAGAUGA
Penicillium soppii is the source of this 1926-nucleotide messenger RNA. Its product is annotated as putative glucan 1,4-alpha-glucosidase. Gene Ontology annotation, molecular function: starch binding; glucan 1,4-alpha-glucosidase activity. Gene Ontology annotation, cellular component: fungal-type vacuole. The record is from RefSeq and is a predicted model, not a curated record. NCBI's taxonomy places the organism in Eukaryota, Fungi, Ascomycota, Eurotiomycetes, Eurotiales, Aspergillaceae. Bases 1 to 1926 code for a protein of 641 amino acids. Gene Ontology annotation, biological process: polysaccharide catabolic process. The transcript has 5 exons.